Sardina pilchardus (European sardine) is the source of this 1562-nucleotide messenger RNA. Its product is annotated as relaxin-3 receptor 1-like. Gene Ontology annotation, cellular component: external side of plasma membrane; membrane. The record is from RefSeq and is a predicted model, not a curated record. Lineage: Eukaryota; Metazoa; Chordata; Actinopteri; Clupeiformes; Clupeidae. Gene Ontology annotation, biological process: calcium-mediated signaling; cell chemotaxis; positive regulation of cytosolic calcium ion concentration. The coding region runs from base 1 to 1356 and encodes 451 amino acids. The transcript is spliced from 2 exons. Gene Ontology annotation, molecular function: C-C chemokine binding; C-C chemokine receptor activity.
AUGCAGUGGAACGACAGCUCGUUGGCGUCAACAGGGGCAGGGCUGGGUUCGGGCCUGCUGCCCGCAGCAGGGCCUGGGGCUGGAGUGUGCGCCGUGGCCCUGGAGGAGGGCCUGGAGCUGGGCAACCUGUCCCUGCGCUGCUGGCUGCAGCUCCUCUCCCAGGAGGAGGCGGGCGAGCAGCCGGGCGACGCCAGCGCCAGCCUGGCCGUGCGCGUGGUGGUGGCGCUGGUCUACCUGGUGGUGUGCGCCCUGGGGCUGGUGGGCAACCUCCUGGCGCUCUACCUGCUGCGCUCGCGCCACCGCCUCAAGCACUCGGCCAUCGACUGCUUCGUCAUGGGCCUGGCGGUGACGGACCUGCAGUUCGUGCUCACGCUGCCCUUCUGGGCGGUGGACACGGCGCUGGACUUCCGCUGGCCGUUCGGCUGGGUCAUGUGCAAGGUGGUGAGCUCGGUGACGACGCUGAACAUGUACGCCAGCGUGCUGUUCCUGACGGCCAUGAGCGUGGCGCGCUACUGCUCGCUCUCCUCGGCGCUCAAGAUGCACUCGCCCAAGACCACCGUGACCGAGGUGCGGUGGGCCAGCGUGGGCAUCUGGGCCGUGUCGCUGCUCGCCACGCUGCCACACGCCGUCUACUCCACCACCGCGCAGGUGUCCGAUGACGAGCUGUGUCUGGUGCGUUUCCCUGAGUCUGGUCGCUGGGACCCCCAGCUGCUGCUGGGCCUGUACCAGACGCAGAAGGUGCUGCUGGGCUUCGUCUUCCCCCUGGUGGUCAUCACCUGCUGCUACCUGCUGCUGCUCCGCUUCCUGGUGCGCCGCCGCGUGGCCAGCAUGCCGCUAGGGGGCGCCGUCGGCGCGGGGAUGUCCUCGGGGGCCGGGAUUCAGCGGCGCAGCCGCAGCUCGCGCGUCACCCGCUCCGUGGUGGUGGUGGUGCUGUCCUUCUUCCUGUGCUGGCUGCCCAACCAGGCGCUGACGCUCUGGGGCGUGCUCAUCAAGUUCGACCUGGUGCCCUUCACCAAGGCCUUCUACAACGCCCAGGCCUACGCCUUCCCGCUGACCGUGUGCCUGGCGCACGCCAACAGCUGCCUGAACCCCGUGCUCUACUGCCUGGUGCGCCGCGAGUACCGCGCCGGCCUCAAGGAGCUGCUGCUGCUGCGCCUCCGGGCCACGCCCUCCCUGCGCAGGCUGGCCAAUCGGGCGCUGGCGCUGCGCCGGGGCAAGAAGGUGGCCGAGGCCGAAGCCCCUCCCACCACGGCGACCAUCGUCAGGAAAGGGGGCGUGGCUCCAGAGACGCCGCUGCCUGCGGCACCCCAGGACACGCCCACGCUGGCCGUGGUGAAGUUGGACAACGGCAUGUGAUUGGACGGAGUGGGCGGAACCAUGUACAGCAUGGGAUUGGAUGCUGUGGUGGAUGGAAGCAUGCCAUUGGACAGCUGGACAGACUGGUAGCCGUGGAAAUGGACCCUGUCAUGUGAUUGGUCAGUUAUGAUGUGGACACAGCACAUGAUUGGAGAAGCUGUCUUUGGUGGAAAGUGAUGCUGGCUUUGGGAUUGGACAGAGUAACA